This is a messenger RNA of Fundulus heteroclitus (mummichog), 6206 nucleotides long. RefSeq names its product transcription activation suppressor b (gene tasorb). The coding region runs from base 137 to 5668 and encodes 1843 amino acids. The record is from RefSeq and is a predicted model, not a curated record. Gene Ontology annotation, cellular component: heterochromatin; nucleoplasm. Gene Ontology annotation, molecular function: chromatin binding. Gene Ontology annotation, biological process: protein localization to heterochromatin; negative regulation of gene expression, epigenetic. Lineage: Eukaryota; Metazoa; Chordata; Actinopteri; Cyprinodontiformes; Fundulidae. The transcript is spliced from 23 exons.
ACGUUUUGCAGUGGUGGAGAAGAACGUGAACGUCAUUUCUACAAUGGCGGAGGCUGGGUGAAGAGGAGAGUGUGUGGAAAGCGGCGUCGUAAUCGUCAGAGCUACAAAGCCUUUACCGAGCGCACGGUGCCCCAAAAUGGCCCUGAACCCCAAGGCUGCGGGAAAGGCGGACACAGAAUGCGCGGAGACAGGCGAGCCGCUCCCGGAGGGCGGCGAAGCUGACAAGAAUUCAGCCGCCACUUCGGCCACAGCCAACCAAAAUGGCGAUCAGCCUGGAUGCAGAGACGGUGUAAUGCCAGAACAAGAAGCCCCAGAACGGCGGAGGAGCGUGCUCGCGGAGGCCCGGGGCCCCAGCGGCUCUCCCUUGCCGGCGCAGAGAUCGAGCGAGGAGUUGCCACGGAAAAAUUUCCAGAUUCCGAGGAAGACGAGAGAACGGAAAGGGCUGUACCAGUUUCUGCCCCCCGAAAGCCGUGAGUUUGAAGGCCUCGUGAAGAUCAUCUCCUCCUUUUACUUGGACGCGUCGUCGCGCGGAAGCUUCUCCUACUGUAAGGCCAGGCUGAUUCACAACGAGCUGCUGGAGAAGGAGUUCAUUGAGAAGCGGCGAGAAAUGAAGCAGGAGGGGCGAACCGAACAAGAGCUUGUCGAGUCGUACUGCUUCCUUUUUCCAGACAAGUCCAAGCUCCAGUGGAUCUGUGAGAAGGGGUUGUCAGUAGGACACUGCAAGGUUACAACAUUAGGAAAUCCAUCAGUGGGUGUUUACCUCUCUAAGUAUUCAGACUUAUUACAAAUAAAUCCCUUCGAAGUGGGUUCCUUUGGAGAUAUGCUCAUCUUUAAAGUCAUGAGGGGGCGGAUAAAGCACAUCCACGAGAACACGCCUAAGAACGCCAUCGAACCUUCCCCCAAGUUCGACUGUCACCUGUCCAAAAGCGCCAACAGGGUCACGUCGCUGCUGUCGUAUCGAGCUUUCGAGCUCACGCAGCAAUAUUUUUUCGAGUUCGCGUUCGACGAGAUCAAAGCGCGGCCCAGGCACGUGUGCCCCUACGCCGUGGUUUCCUUUCAGUACAAAGGCAAGGAGGUGGCAGCGUCCCCGAUGAGCGCGCACAGGUUCAACACUAUUUCCCCUGAAGGAAGUAAAGGCAAGAGCUGCUACACGGUGUGGAGCGGUCCCCUGGUGAACAAAGGCCAGGAGUUGUUCCCCGUCUGUUUACGCUCCUUUUCACGUCCCUACCUUCCUUUCAAGCUACGUGAGAAGCUGGAGAUGAAUCAAGGCAUGCAGCUGGAUCAGGUGAAGAGGAAGAUCCCCCCGUUCCUGUUUUCCUGGGACACCUACAGCAUAUCACGGGAAGUGAUGAAGUGUGGGAUGUCCUGCAGCCUGUUUGAGGUGGUGGAAGGAAAAGGUAAAGCAACCAGCGGCAGCCUGGCAGCACUGAUCAACAAACUGGAGAGAGACCGAAUGGUGCUGGUGAAGCCCUUGUUUGACAGGGGCUUCCUCUUCCUGUUGUCCUCAGCUCAGAUGAUGGAGUCGAAAGAGCGGCGGGGGCGGAUGGAGAAGAAGCUACAAGCAUUAUUCAUCUUUCAGGAGUCGAGGAUGGUUGUCAAGCACUCUUCCAGAGUGUUGGAGCCAGAGCCGCUGACGGCGGAGCCCAGGCCGGCUUUCCUGUCCGCCAUGGAGCCUUUUGUCCCUGCACUACAUUAUGCCUUGUUUAAGCUGCGUCCCAACCCGGGCAAGGACCUGAGUCUGGGGGUGGAACGCCAAUCCACAGAGUACCUAACGCGCAUGGACUCGGGGACGAUGCGGCCUUUUAUCCUGCCCGACUACAAAAACAGUUUUGACGAGAGGGCGAGCCCUCUCUCGGUGCCUAGACCCAAAUUCAACAUGGACGGCGUGCUGCGGUCGUACGUGCACAACUCCGCCAACUACGUUUUACCUCUGGGCAAGGCACGGGACAUAGUGGAGCAAAUACGGAACCCCGCCCCCGUGCCGCCGCCCGCGCCCGUUCCCGUCUGCGCCCCUCUUCCGGUCCCGGUGGAAUACAGCCCCGUUUCUGACUGGGGCGGCUCGGACCGGGGCUCGGACAGAGCAGACAGGCCGUCCCUCGAGAGGCUCGUCCAGGAGAAAGCGCCUCCUGAAAGCAGCAAGCGAAGGCAGGACUUGGCGCAUUCCAACGGCGCCCAGCUGCAGCCCAAGCCCCACGUGGAGCCCCCGCCUCAGAAGGCACGGCUGACCCAGAGCGAGUACGAUCAGGACAAGAUGAAACAGCUGCUCAAGCUGAUCCAGCUGCAUAAGAAGACCCUGGUGCAGGAUCCCGGGAAGGACCGGGGAGAGGACGGCGGCUGGGACGCCAACAGCCUGAAAAGGAAGUUCGAAGGAGACGUCGGGGGAGGCAUGAACAAACAUCAGCGUAUAGACCCUCUGAGCAACGGGGAACCCAGCAGAGGCCAGGCGGUGGACAUCGGAGACGAGGCAGGCCAGAGAGACAGCCUGACGGCAGUGAUGGAAAGCAUGGGCAUCUACGACACGGACCUGAGGAACCGUGGCGGCAGCGGCGGCGCCGACGCCUCCACGGCCAACGAGACCCAGCGCCUCCUCAAAAUUCUCCUGGCCACGCUCAACAAAGCCAUGGCUCAGAGCGCCGUGCCCGUGCUGCCAAACCACGGCGAUUCCUCGACCAGUUCAGGAAUGAUGGAGUCCAUUCUCUCCGACUCAGCUGCCGGGAUGCAAAUCGAGACGGCUCCACAGACGAACUACGCGGAGGAGGACAUGGACUGCAGCCCUGGGAGUCCUAUCAGCAUGCGCUCCCCGCCUCAGGCAGCACAGCCCUUAGACAUCGUAGUUGGGGACAUUCCUGUCAACGAAGACAAAGCCCAGCCUCUGGCCGAGUCCAGGCCGGAACCAGAGCCCGCGCCUGCGGCAGAAACCAGCCAGGAGCCAAAGACGACGCCCGCCGCUUCGGAAGCAAAAAACGCUGCCGCUCUGAUGGUUGGAGAGGAGGUUCCCUUCCGGCCCUCCAUCAGCUUGGACACGGUGGUGAACCAGGAGAUCCACAGCCUGUCCUCUGACAUCAAGAACAUAAUGCAGACUGAGUGCAUCAGCUAUACCUCGCAGCCCUCCCCGCGGCUGUCCCUGCGUCGCUGCUGGCAGCCCGGCAGCUCCUUCUCAGACUACGUCGUCCGCUACGUCCCGCCCGUCUCUGUCGCCGAGCACGUCGAAGCGCUACGCGAAAAGAUGGUCAAGUUGAUCCCCGUCGCACCUGCCUCCCCCAACGUCACCUCUCCUCCCCCUCCCCCUGCCACCGCCUCCGGUCUUACAGCCCCACCUCCGGCGACCGUCCAGGCUUCCGCGGCUAAAGCAGAACCCUCUCUUUCGAAGACCGCCGCGUCCUCCAACGGCGGCAAGGCGAGCUGCCGCGGCAACGGGCCGGCGUCCGUCAAGGCUAGAACGGAAACGUCGUCGCCGGACAGGGGGGGCGUGCUUUACUCGCCCUCUCACACCACAGCCGACUCUCCAGACUUGAACUCCCACCCGGCCGGCGCCGGUGCCGACGGCAGCGGGAGCCUGCUCAGCGGGAGCCUCAUCGGGCAGCUGAAGCCCGAGGUUUUCACCAGCCUGGUGGAGAUCUUCAAGGACGUAACAAAGAACACGGUUAAGUUUUACAUCUACUCCGGAGAAGAAGGCGAGGACGGCACCGUGUGCAAGGAGAUCAAGGAGUACUUGAAAAGUCUGGGCAACAGCGAGUGCAGCCCGCAGACGUUUCUGGAAAACAGUGGAAGUUUGGAUAAGCUGCUCAUCAUCAUCAGGAACGAGGACAUCGCUGCGCAUGUUCACAAGAUUCCAGCUCUGGUAUCCCUGAAGAAGUUGCCGUCGGUGAGCUUCGCUGGAGUGGACUCUCUGGACGACGUCAAGAACCACACGUACAACGAGCUGUUCGUGUCGGGAGGCUUCAUGGUGUCCGACGAGUUCGUGCUCAACCCCGACCUCAUCACACAGGAUCGUUUGCAGGCGCUGCUCAAGUUCUUGGAGGAACAGAGCACUCCAGAACAGCCCUGGCAGUGGAAGGUCCACUGCAAGUCCCAGAAGAAGCUUAAAGAGCUGGGCAGGUUAAACACCAACGCCAUGGGGCUCUUGAACCUUUUAACGAGUUACCAGAAGAAGCAUCUGGUGGAGUUCCUCCCGUAUCACGAGUGUGACACCCAGUCGCGGCAGGCUCCAGACCUGGAGUGCCUGAUCAAGCUUCAAGCUCAGCACACGCAACAGCGGCACCUUAUCUUCCUCACAGAGAGGCCAUUCGAAAUGUUCCUGCAGUACUCCAGGAAUGGAAUAGUGAUCGCGAGCAUUGACGAUGUUAUGAGCGGUUUUCACAGUCUGAUUGGAUCCAUUAAUCAGAAUGAGCUUCCUACACCACCUUCCACUGUAGUGAAUGAUGAGUGCGUGGAGGCGGAGGACAUGUCAUUAGACUCUGAUGACGGCGAGCCACCAACCAUGUCAGAUCCUCUAGAGCAGGUUCAGGCUAACAAGAACAAUGCCGAGCCGCUGCCGCUGCUGCCGCCGUCGGAGAAAGACGACUUUCGCCCGCCGCUGGCCGACCUGCAGGCCACCCCCGACAGGACGUCGGCGCUGGCCGAAUGCAGCGCUCUCAAGACGGCCAUCUCCCAGUUCAAAGCCGCCAACCAGAUCGGCUUGGCCUGCCCGGACAUCGGCGGCAUGUCGCCAGGAGGGUUCCCUGUAAAUACCCACCAGAGUUUCCUCUGCCCCUCCGCCUCCUGGUCGUCCUACAGCGGCUCCUCCAGCUACGUGGCGUCCCCGGCGUAUCCCGCCUCGCCCUGCAGCAGCACGCAGGAACAAGAAUACCGCCCCUCGUCCACCCUCGCUCCGGCACUUCCGACUCCGCCCGUCUUGGCCGCGGUGGGGCCUCUGGCGAACCUGGCUUCCCUGCCCUUAGAGGUCAAGCGCCCUCCUCCUCCCCCUCACUUGAUUAUGCAGGGGCAGACGCACGUGCCAGACGCCAUAGGAGCGGCGCCGGCUGCCGCCUCGCCGCUCGUCAGCGCGCUACCUUACAAAGAACACGGCGACACGACCCAGCCCAGGUACACGGGGGUCGUUCCCAAUAGUGCCGGCGGGACCCCCACGCAGCACGAAAGGACACUCGGCGGGUCUGGAGAAAGCGUUUGGGGCGUGGCGGAGACGAGCGCCUGUGAGACUGCUUGCAGCCAGGGCGCGGUACCGUCCAGCUCGGCGGACCCCGGCGCCGUCCCCAAAACGGGUGAAAUUCCCGUGGGCAGCACCCCUGGCACCCAGGGGGGCAGGACUCCUGGGAGUGGUGCUGAAAGCCUUGGAACUCCAGUGGGUAUUCCCCCAAUGGCCACCAGAGGGGGCUCCAUACCCAGACCCAAGCUGCCUCCACAUCCAGUGGGGGGUUUGGGUUAUGGCAGUAUAGGAGGCAUUCCUGGACACGUGGACCAUUGGCCUGUGCGUGGAGCUAUGGGUCCUGGUUCUUUAGGGGGCUUCAGAGGCAGAGGAGCCCCUCCGAUAGGAGUCUGGCCUCGGCCAGGUCGAGGACAGGAACACGGGGACGGGACUGGAGGUGGGCCCUGCUCCUGGGUUUACCCACCGGGUAGGGGAGGGCCACAGAAUUACUACACGUACUCUCAUAAUUACGCCCCUGAAUAGACAAUCAUCACGAUGAAAGGGGCAAUGCAAGCAGCAGAAACCAGAGACGGCGCUGGCUGAAUGUACAUAUUUCCUUGUCAUAAAGCAUCGAUUUAAGGCGGUAACUAUGGAUUCUGGUUUUCUACAUUAAUAAAGGUAGAUACAGGCAGUGCCGGGUGUCCUGCUGUCGUGAAAACUCUCUGUACACUCUUUCCGUGUGAUCUAUUUGAAAACCCUCUUCAAACCACUAUAUUUAUAUUUGCCAACAAAUGUUUAUGGCCUUCCAGCUUCUCAGAAUUGACCACACUAUUUCUGUUUGUUCCAGUUUUGAAACGGUUUGUGAACAAAGGGGGUAACGGCGGAUAUUUUUUUAAGGAAAAAAACAACAAAAUGAAGUGAAUAAAAUUUCACUUUUGCUGUUUUGGUUUUGUUUUUGUUUUUUAUUUUACAUAUUUGUCCAAAAUUCUAUUAAAAAUAAAACAUUUCAAAUCCUGUUUGUUUGAUGGGUUUGACGGUGUCAAUCGAACCAUUAAAAAACAAAAAAAACCCGAAAGAAAUA